CAAUUUAAAUGUUCUGCUCACUCACUAAGAAUAAAACAGAUUUAAUCUUUUAUUUCCCAUGCAAUCAUACAUAUUGAUGUCAUGAAUCAGAUUAGACUAUUUGUAAUACAUGUACUUGAGUUUAUCUUCUGAACAUCUUGAUUCAGAAACUUCGGAAAGGAAAGGAUGUUUCAAUAUAUGCUAACACCCCUACUUUAUAUAUUGAACUAAUCCAAUGUACUAUACACUGUGUAUCUUUACCAGUUUGAAUCACUUAUGACUUAUUACUUAUUGCUCUUAAGUCCAUCUUCUUAAGAUGCUUGAAUAAAGUUUACUCUAUUAAACUUACUAACUAUAGCGUUAUGUAUCAAUUACCAGUCGACAACGAACAGUAUUGAAACAUCAUGGUGAUAUUAAAAAACUGUAGUGUUGUUCUAUGGUCUUUUGGAUGUACAAUUGCGUUAGGAUAUAUUGCACUUGUAUCAAUGAAGAAUAUAAAUUCGCACUAUCAGCGGAGAAACGAGGUGCAAGUUAGGAUGACUUCCCCUGAAAAAGACAGUCAAACAAACUAUUUCAACGUUAUGCCAAAAGCAGCACGAGUUCACUACAAUGUAUCAAUUUUACCCGUAAAUCCUGUAAUCCGGGGCAUUGACACAAAUAUGACAGAUGCCCAAGCAGAGGACGAGUUCUUCUACUUGACUACUCACAAGCAAGUCAAUUGCAAGACAAGGGUGCGAAUAGGAAAAAAGGGGGAUGGGGGUUGGGAUGCGUGUAAUGAAGAGCCAUACAAACUACGCGAACCAUGUCUUGUUUACUCUAUUGGAAUCAACAAUGAUUGGAGCUUUGAUGAUGCCGUUGUAAAGCAGGCUGGCUGCGAGGUUCAUGCAUUUGACCCAACUAUGAAUAUAACCGAUCACAAGAGAGGGAAAUCCAUAUACUUUCAUAACAUAGGACUAGGUGUAGAAGACACAAUUAAUGAUCUGGGAUGGAAGAUGAGGCGUGUCUCCACAAUCAUGAAGGAUCUGGGACAUGAUAAUAAGAUAAUAGACUUUUUCAAAAUGGAUAUAGAAUAUUCAGAAUGGAUGGUGUUUCCUGAGAUGAUCAGAGAUGGAGUUCUGGGAAAAAUUAAACAACUUGUUUUCGAAUUUCAUACACAUAUGCGAAAACACACUGGCAAUACUGUAGCAAGUUCUCAUUAUAAAGAACCCACAAAAGAACAAUACAUAACAAAGUGGAAAACUUUAGAGCAAUUAGAAAAAGCUGGACUGAGACGAUUUUUUCACAACACUAACUGGGGAGGAAAGUAUCAAUCAAAGUAUACGAGGAAAAUAAGAUCACCUUACCAGGAAGUGUAUUAUCUAAAUGUUAACUAUUUAAACCCACAUUGAAUUUACUUCUUCUUUAGAUAUUAGAUCUUUUAAAUUCUUGUUCACGUGUAAAAGGCAUGCAUUUUUAGAUUUUUAUGUCACCACCACAAGUGGUGACAUAUUGUUUUCGUGGACGGCAAUUGGCGGCGUCUGUUAACAAAUGACAGGUGGUGACAUUUUGCAAUGUAUCUUU
Molecule: messenger RNA, 1539 nt
Organism: Owenia fusiformis
Lineage: Eukaryota; Metazoa; Annelida; Polychaeta; Sabellida; Oweniidae
Source: the annotation of a GenBank genome assembly